Messenger RNA from Tribolium madens (black flour beetle), 909 nucleotides. Its product is annotated as farnesol dehydrogenase-like. The transcript is spliced from 4 exons. Bases 39 to 791 code for a protein of 250 amino acids. The record is from RefSeq and is a predicted model, not a curated record. Lineage: Eukaryota; Metazoa; Arthropoda; Insecta; Coleoptera; Tenebrionidae. Gene Ontology annotation, molecular function: oxidoreductase activity.
AACAGUGCACAACUGCAGUUGCAUUCAAGUUUGCAAAGAUGGUACUUUCAAUGAAUCGUUUUGUGGGCAAAGUGGCCGUUGUGACCGGUGCCAGUUCUGGAAUUGGGGCUGCCAUCGUGGAAAAACUGGUCGAAAAUGGGCUCAUUGUUGCAGGAGUGGCCCGGAGGGCCGAAAUCAUCGAGGAGUGUGCCAAAAAAUACGCCGGCAAAAAGGGCAAACUCGUCGCUGUGAAGGCCGAUAUGAGCAAAGAAGAUGACAUUUUGAGGGCUUUCAAGUGGAUUGAGGGCAAUUUGGGCCCCAUCCAUGUCCUUGUCAACAACGCUGGGUAUGCCACCAUGGGGGGCCUCACCGAUGGGAAGACAGAGGAGUGGCGCAAAACCCUCGACUUGAAUAUUAUUUCCCUGUGUGUGGCCACAAGAGAGGCUGUUAGGUUGAUGAGGGCUAAUAAGGUCAAUGGGCAUAUUAUUCAUAUUAACAGCAUUUUUGGGCAUCAAGUCACGACCCAUACUUGGAAUAUUUAUCCAGCUUCGAAAUAUGCCGUGACGGCCCUCACUGAGACUUUGAGGCAGGAAUUGAAUGCUCUGGGGUGCAAGAUUAAGAUUACGAGCGUAAGCCCUGGCUUAGUCGCCACUGAAAUGACCACAAAAAACAAAAAUGCCUCGGCCGACACCAAAGCUUUCCUCGCAAAACUACCCAUUUUGCAACCCGAGGACAUCGCUGAUGGCAUUUGCUACGCAUUAUCUACUCCAGAGCAUGUCCAGGUUCACGAACUGACCAUUCAACCGCUGUAAUCUUUUCACAAAAAUACUUAACAUUUUAUCUGAUUAUUAUAAUUGUGACAAUAAUUUAGGUGUAGUUUUUGUAUAAUUUAAAGGUUGUGUUGGAGAUAAUAAAUAAAAAGAAAUUAAA